Molecule: messenger RNA, 483 nt
Organism: Ailuropoda melanoleuca (giant panda)
Lineage: Eukaryota; Metazoa; Chordata; Mammalia; Carnivora; Ursidae
Product: DNA-directed RNA polymerase III subunit RPC7-like
Exons: 1
Biological process (GO): transcription by RNA polymerase III
Cellular component (GO): RNA polymerase III complex
Source: RefSeq, a predicted model, not a curated record
AGAGGACGAGGCCGGGGCGGCCACAUGACCUUCAGCGUUGAGGCCGUGGGCAUUGGAAGGGGGGAAGCCUUGCCCCCCCCCACUCUGCAGCCCUCACCCCUCUUCCCUCCCUUGGAAUAUAAGCCGGUCCCACUGCAGGCUGGAGAGGAGAUCGAGUACAUGCUGGCCCUCAAGCAGGAAUUCAGGGGCGCCAUGAAGAGCCUGCCCUAUUUCAUCAAACCAUCCGCCCCCAAGAAAGAUAUUGAACGCUAUUCCGACAAGUAUCAGAUGCCGGGCCCAGCUGAAAACGCCAUUGAGUGGAGCCCAGAUUGGAGGCAGCUCCCUCCGGAGCUAAAGAUCCGGGUGCAGAAGACGCGAAAAGAAAGGCGGACGGUGCCGGCCCCCAAGCGCCAGGCCAAGGUGUCUGCAGACAAGGAGGAAGCCAUCAAGAAGCUGGAGACUCUGGAAAAGAAGGAGGAAGAGGUGACAUCUGAAGAGGAGGAG